GCAUUGUUGGAUACUACACAUGCAUUUUUGGACUAGGCAACUUCCGAUUCAAUGACGACUGCUGUUACGCUACUAUCAAAAUAGGGAACAAAAUAGGGAAAUCUAACUAUUGGUGCACUGAAAAUCCCCAUAAAUGCUGCGAUAGUAUAUCAGGUUCAGUGUGUGCGUCAGGUGUGGAUGGAGUCAGUGGCAUCUGAGAGCACCCAGCAUAGUUAUCACAGACAGGACAGUCCGAAGAAGUCCGUGUUCAGACCAACAGCCUGCACAUCGGCAGGCGGGGGGAGAAUGGUCAAGUACUUCUCUAACGACGUAGACAUCAGGACCACGUGGGACCAUGUUGUCUCUGCCUUCUGGCAGAGGUAUCCCAACCCAUUCAGCACCCAUGUUCUCACGGAGGACGUGGUGUUCCGUGAGGUGACGGCGGACCAGCAGCUUCUCUCCAGACGCCUGCUCACCAAGACCAAUCGAAUGCCUCGCUGGGCCGAGUUCCUCUUCCCCUCCAACCUAUCACGCUCCGUCUACAUCGUAGAGGACUCCGUCGUCGACCCUGUCACCAAGAGCCUCACCACGUACACCUGGAACCUCAACCACACUACGUUAAUGGUGAGGUACACACCUACAUAUGCUCCCUUCCGAAUUGGCCCCUACACCAAGAAGUGGCUAGGGAGUAGGGGCUAGGUGUUGAUUUGGAACCAGGGAUACUGGUUCCCACAGCUUAGUGGUUGGUGCUUGCAACACCAAACGUGUGGGUUUGACACUCAUGCCAGUCACAUGUAGUCCAUGUAUGUGUUUGUUAGUAUGUGUAGGUUCCUCUAUACGUUCUACUAGGUUGGUGGACGCUCAUGUCCUUUUACAGUAAGUACACUGACUCAGCACCAUGGAGUAUCUUGUAUUUGUUAGAAAUCCGUGUUCUAUCUUUAGGAGAUAAUAUCAGCACCACCACCAGACAGAGGAACACACUGGGUUUCCCCUACUGCAUUUAGUAGCGGCACACUGCCUCUAAAAAAGGAAACACUGACACUAUUAGUAUAGACUAAGAUAAUAAUGUAUCUACGUAUUAGCACACAGCCUACUAUUGAACAGAGACUUUGAUAUGCACGUCUACAUCAACACUACUGUCCAAAUAGUGUUAUUAUUGCAUAUCUUUAGAUACGGAAUGAAAGAUCUUUUCCUCAAUGGUUUAGGCUAGGUUGGUAUCUGUCCCUUCAUGACCUCCAGUGGUUGACCUAUAUUACAGCCACAUUGACAAAGUGCCCUCUGCGUUGACCCGCCCCCCUAAGAGACUGGCUUGUUUACUGGUCGCGCCUUGUUUGUUUUCUCUAGCAACCGACCGUCUCCAAGCCUACAGCACAAUGAAUGUACUGUUUUCCAGAGAAAUUCCUUCAUGCCGAUACCCACAAGGUUUUCCAUUGUAUAUAAUUUGUGACAUUUCGUUAAAAAAACAAAAACGGCAACAGUUCUGCAGUCUGGCUGGAUAUUGGUUCAGACUGGUAAACAAUUGACUAAAGAGACACAGACGUGAAAUGUAUUGUUGGUGGUUUUCUGUUUCUCA
Molecule: messenger RNA, 1552 nt
Organism: Salvelinus fontinalis (brook trout)
Lineage: Eukaryota; Metazoa; Chordata; Actinopteri; Salmoniformes; Salmonidae
Product: PRELI domain-containing protein 1, mitochondrial-like
Exons: 3
Coding region: 178-678 (166 amino acids)
Biological process (GO): phospholipid transport
Cellular component (GO): mitochondrial intermembrane space
Molecular function (GO): phosphatidic acid transfer activity
Source: RefSeq, a predicted model, not a curated record